Molecule: messenger RNA, 3226 nt
Organism: Ectocarpus siliculosus
Lineage: Eukaryota; Phaeophyceae; Ectocarpales; Ectocarpaceae
Source: the annotation of a GenBank genome assembly
AUGACCUCCUCCUCUUCGCUGAAUGUGAUUGGUAUCGAGGAUGACAUGUUCAUGGGCGAAGCUCCUGGUUUCGGUGGCUGUAUCAAGCAGGUGGCGGCUGACUUUUUGGUGAACGAAAUCGAUUCGUCGGGCCGGCUGGUGGAGGCAUCAAGCCUCACCCUUCCUCCCGCGCCCCCAGCGCCAGUGUCAGCAUCUGGGCGACCCAUACCAUCAACGGCGGCCGGGAAUACCAUGGAACAGCAGUCCAACCGCAGCAAGAGUGGAGAUCAUGGCGCUGGCUCUUGCACGCGGGUGGGGCAGGCGGAAGAUGACUCUGAGCUCGACUGGGCCCAAGAGCUGCGGCGGUGUCUAGCGGGGUCAGAGUCCGAUUUUUCGAGGCUAGCAAGGCUCGACGCCGCAGCGAGAGGAGCCUCAGCACCAGCCCAAACGGCACCGUCGCCAACGCCAGUACCAGCAGUAGCGGGAAUGGGCUCAGCCGAGAAGAACGAAGGAAUGACACUCGCUGGGGAUGUGACUGGGCAGGAAACUGGAGCUUCUGAAGCAAGGGAGCAACAAUUGGCGGAGGCGGAGAAGGGAGAGACGGACGGCGCUGUACUUGUAUGGGUUCAUGCCGGGCAGGGGGCGGACAAGGCCGCUCGGGCCAGGGUGCAUCGUGCGGUACAGGAGACAUUUCCAUUCAUCAAGACUACAACUGAGAAGGCCCCCGAUGGGAGCGUUACGGUGGUGUGCACCCAGGCAUCGCCACUUCCGGCACUUCGUGGACUCUUAUCGGGACCGGAUUUAGAGGCUUUACAAAGGCUGGUCAACCGAGGGCCGAGCGGGAAAGGCGCAGAUUCAGGCGUGACUCUGUCAUCCGACAUGGACCGAGCGAACAGAACCCUGGUUCAUCGGGCCAUUUCAGAGGCGUUUCCGUAUCUGCAGACCAAGACGUGCAACGACCCGAAGGAUCCAAGUUCGCAGCGGGUGUCCGUAUUCUGGAGCAAGCGCAGGGGCGGUGGCGGUGGCAGAAAGCGGAAACGCCAGGGGUUUGACUCCCACGGCGGCAACGAUUCAGGCCGCAAAUGUGGGGGCGCUAACGAGGGCUCCGGAACACGAUGGGUUCGGUUUGGCCUCCGCAAAGAAGGGCGCGAGCACCACGUGACCGCGUUAGCGUUGUCCAAGGCGCUGCGCGUCCCUUUGUCGGCGUUGUCCUUCGGAGGCAUCAAGGACAAGAGGGCCAUCACCACGCAGGCGUGCAUCGUGAAAGGGGUUCCGCCAAGAAAAAUCCUGGAAAUCAACGGCUCUAUUCCCGGAGUUACCGUUGGCAACCUAUCAUACUGCGCUCGUGGCCUCAAUUUGGGGGAACUGUCUGGCAACAAGUUUUCGGUCGUAGUGCGAGGCGUCAUGGUGCCGGGGGCGGCUGUGAAGAGCUCCCUUGAGGAAGCAUGCUCUAACGGUUUCAUAAACUUCUAUGGAACACAGAGGGUUGGGUCGCCGCUUGCCGCGGCUCGAGGACAGCCGCUUCCGUACCAGAUCGGCAGACACGUUUUGGCCGGCGACUGGGAAGCAGCGGUGAAGAAAAUUCUACAGCCCAGAGACAACGAUCCACCCUUCCUGCACUCGGCCCUCGCUGAGUUUUUUGAGGGCAAGAUCACCGCAAAAGAUUGCGCAGCGCGCGUGAGGGGCCGAAACCGACUGUCCACGGAGCGAUUAGUUCUGCAGGGCUUGGUUCGCUACGGCGCUUCCGCUUUCCAAGCCGCUAUUCAGUGCGUCCCUUUUGGCAUGCGCACGAUGUGGGUGCACGCCUACCAGAGCCAUGUUUGGAACUCCUUGGCCUGCGCGAGGAUUCGCCUGCUCGGGUCUGAAGCGGUACCCGGCGACCUCGUACUCCCGGCCGACGUUUGCACCGCCACCGAGGAAAUCGGGGAAAUGUCCCCUGCAUUUACCGGUGCUGUGUCGGCUGGGACCGAGGAUUCACUCCCAUCUUCUUGUGCUGCAAGAGCGCCUGCUGCAAGAGAGGAUGGCGAAACCGAGGAAACAUGCCCCGGGAGGCACGUCAACGGACUGCUGUCCUCUACCACUGCUGCGGUCGGCGACGGUGCUAAGGGGAGCGGGCAUGAGGCCGGGGAUGGUCACACCGGUAGGGAAUCUGCCGGCAGCAGUUCCGUUGCGAGUGGCAGAGGGAGAGGGCUGGUUACGGCCUUGACGAGUGAGACGAUACAGGCGUUCGCGUCCGAGGGUGUGACACCUAGGGACUUGCUGCGACGAGUCGUCCUACCGCUGGCCGGAACAUCGAUUCAGUAUCCCCUCCAUCAGAUCGGAAGCAUGUACCGGCAACGGCUCCAGGAAGAUGGUGUCGAUCCUCUCAUGUGGCCGGCACCAACACCACCCUUCAAAACACAUUUUCCUCGACUGCCUGACGGGACAACACGUGCGACAGCAAUUGACGCGGCGGGGUUAACGGCAUCCCAAGCACCUCUGACCGGUGCCCCUUGCCUGUCGCGGGGGAUAGGAGGUGAUGUUGGCGGCAGGGACAGCACGGCGGCGGAAACCGUGACGGUGGCGACUGAGGAGGCGGUCGCGUCCUCUACGCUAGUACCAAGGGGCGCCUACCGCCGGCUGCUGUGCGUGCCUGUGGAUUCGUCUUGGGAAGCGGUGGCUCCGUUAACGAAAGCCGACGAUCCAGAAGAGGUUCGAAUCAAACGGUCGUCCAUGUCUGGCCGCGGCCAACCAAACGGGACCACCCCUCCAGGUGAUGCGGCUACUGCGCCUGGUGAUAAAGGGAGAGUACCAUUAAAAGACGGGCAUAGUGAUGGCUCGCAAGUAUCGGGGGAUGGUGGGCAAUCGGGAGGGUUUGCAAAGGAUAGAGGCGGGGCAGAUCUUAAGGCUGCGUCUGCCAACGACGUGUUGACCGACGUUCGCCUCACGUUCACACUGCCCCCCGGCAGCUUCGCGACCAUGUGUCUUAGGGAAGUAAUGAAGAGGAAUGAUGAUGUUGGUUGGGGGUCACGGGGUGCAAUGGAGGAACCACAGGAGGAGGGGGGGGUUGCGGACACCAUUGCGGUGGACAGGACGUUGUAGGGUUAGAUUCCGUGAUUCUCUUGGCUGCGCCAACGGACGUCAGGAAUCAUGACACGGGCAAGCUUGCCAAGGCUCGGGGAGCAGUCUGCCUGUCAGAGUUGCGUCGUUCAGGUUCACUAACGUAUUUUCUAGAAGCUGCAGCUGCGAGAUGAAAAUCUUCACGGAU